UGUUUGCAUUCAUCUCAUGCAAUUGGAUAGAGAAAGGCAAGAAUAAACAUGGAGGCUGUAUGUCUCCCCAUAUGGUACUGACAGCAUCCUCUUGUCUGUCAGGUGUCUUGGUCAGGCUAUUCAGUGUGGUUUGAUCAUAGUCAUCCUUAUUCAUCAAAAUGCAUCAGUGAUUUGCGGAGCCCUCUCAAGCACCCUCAUCUCCCUGCAUCCUCUCAGCAAAGAACUUCAAGGUCAUAAUAUCUUACUCACCAUGCUGGUCCUUGCUUUGCUCUGAUCACAAAUAUAGACUAGGUCAGUGGGUGCUUUUUUCACUCCAAUGGACUGUUCUUAAAAGAUACACAGAGCUGAGCUUUCAUCUGCCAAUAACGAGUCUAAUGGAAACUCAGCCUCUCAGCAGCAAGAUACAGGACUCAACAAUGGAAGAAUCCCAUGACUGACCAUUAAUCCCAAAGCUCUUCUCAGUGGUAUAAGUGAAACCUUAUGAAAAACAUGAACUGGAUGGCCAAUUACACUGGAGAGUCUGAUUUCAUCCUGGUGGGAAUCUUCAGUCAAUCAAAUCACCCAGCUCUCCUGUGUGUGGUCAUUUUUGUAGUUUUCUUGAUGGCUUUAACUGGGAAUGCUGUCCUGAUUCUUCUGAUACAUUUUGAUGCUCACCUCCACACUCCUAUGUACUUUUUCAUCAGCCAGUUGUCUCUCAUGGAUGUAAUGUACAUUUCUAUCACUGUGCCCAAGAUGCUCAUAGACCAGAUCAUGGGUAUAAGUAAUAUAUCAGCCCCUGAGUGUGGAAUGCAAAUGUUUCUCUAUGUGACACUAGCGGGUUCAGAAUGUUUUCUUCUAGCCACCAUGGCCUAUGAUCGCUAUAUGGCCAUCUGCCAUCCUCUUCAUUACCCUGUCCUCAUGAACCACAGAUUGUGUCUUCUACUGGCAUCUGGCUGCUGGUUUCUGGGAUCUGUGGAUGGAUUUAUGCUCACGCCCAUCACUAUGACGUUCCCUUUCUGCAGAUCCCGGGAGAUCCAUCAUUUCUUCUGUGAAGUCCCUGCUGUAAUGAAGCUCUCCUGCUCAGAUACCUCCCUUUAUGAGACAGUCAUGUACCUGUGCUGUGUCCUCAUGCUCCUCAUCCCUGUGACAGUCAUUUCAAGCUCCUAUUAUUUCAUCCUCCUCACCAUCCACAGGAUGAAUUUAGCAGAGGGUCAGAAGAAGGCCUUUGCCACUUGUUCUUCCCAUAUGACUGUGGUCAUUCUCUUCUAUGGGGCUGCUGUCUAUACCUACAUGCUCCCCACCUCCUAUCACACCUCUGAGAAGGACAUGAUUGUAUCUGUCUUUUAUACCAUCCUCACUCCUGGAUUAAAUCCUUUAAUCUACAGUCUCAGGAAUAAGAAUGUCAUGGGAGCACUGAAGAAAAUGUUGAAUGUGGGACCUGUUUUUCAAGAAACUAUAAAAUAGAAACUUUUUAUAUUAAUUAUUUCAUUCUUUUUUUCCAAACAUUAUAACUCCAGAAUCUUUUGCCAGUGAUAUUUCUUAAACUUUCAUCUCAUAAUGCCUCAUAUAAUUUGCAUACCUCUUUUAGGAAUUGCUUCUGUGUACUACAAAGCUCUUUGAUUAGAUACCAUUUCCCCAUUUAAAAUGAAUUUUACUAUCAUAUUGUCCUGACAUUACACUUACUGACAUUGAUUAUUACAUAUUCUGUAGGAGAAUAUACAUACUUAUAGAAAAUACAUUAUGAGAAUAUGGAGUGGUAAAGGUUAUGAGGUGGUAUUAAAUU
Canis lupus familiaris (dog) is the source of this 1762-nucleotide messenger RNA. Its product is annotated as olfactory receptor 2T29-like. The coding region runs from base 481 to 1443 and encodes 320 amino acids. The transcript has 3 exons. Gene Ontology annotation, molecular function: olfactory receptor activity; G protein-coupled receptor activity. Gene Ontology annotation, cellular component: membrane. Gene Ontology annotation, biological process: G protein-coupled receptor signaling pathway. The record is from RefSeq and is a predicted model, not a curated record. Lineage: Eukaryota; Metazoa; Chordata; Mammalia; Carnivora; Canidae.